AUGCAGCAGCCGGGCGGCGCGGACGGGAGCCUCCCGCUGCUGCUGCCGCUGCUGCUGCUGCUGCGAGCGGGGAGCCGCGCCGAGCCCGGGGACGCCACGCAAGGAGUGAAUUCCUCGCUUGUUGCUGAUUUCAUGCCCACGUCCCCAUGGAACAUCUCAAGUGAAUUAGAUAAAGAUUACUUCCUGACGCUGGACGAGCCCAUGAACAACAUCACCACCACGCUGGGGCAGACGGCAGAGCUGCACUGCAAGGUGUCGGGGAACCCCCCUCCCACGGUGCGGUGGCUGAAGAACGACGCGCCCGUGGUGCAGGAGCCGCGCAGGAUCUCCUUCCGAGCCACGCCGUACGGCUCCCGCCUGCGCAUCCGCAACCUGGACACCACCGACACCGGCUACUUCCAGUGCGUGGCCACCAACGGCAGGAGGACCGUGUCCACCACCGGCGUGCUCUUCGUCAAGUUCGGUCCCCCGCCAACAGCGAGCCCAGGAUCCUCGGAUGAGUAUGAGGAGGAUGGGUUUUGCCAGCCCUACAGGGGCAUCGCCUGCGCCCGCUUCAUUGGCAACAGAACCAUCUACAUGGAGUCCCUGCACAUGCAGGGGGAGAUAGAAAAUCAGAUUACAGCUGCCUUCACCAUGAUCGGCACCUCCAGCCACCUGUCGGACAAGUGCUCCCAGUUUGCCAUCCCCUCCCUGUGCCACUACGCCUUCCCCUACUGCGACGAGACCUCCUCUGUGCCCAAGCCGCGGGACCUGUGCCGGGACGAGUGCGAGAUCCUGGAGAACGUGCUGUGCCAGACCGAGUACAUCUUCGCCAGGUCCAACCCCAUGAUCCUGAUGAGGCUCAAGCUGCCCAACUGCGAGGAUCUGCCCCAGCCCGACAGCCCCGAGGCCGUCAACUGCAUCCGCAUCGGCAUCCCCAUGGCCGACCCCAUCAACAAGAAUCACAGGUGCUACAACAGCACGGGCGUGGAUUACCGGGGCACGGUGAGCGUGACGCGCUCGGGGCGGCAGUGCCAGCCCUGGAACUCGCAGUACCCCCACACGCACACCUUCACUGCUGCCCGGUACCCCGAGCUCAACGGGGGCCACUCCUACUGCAGGAACCCUGGCAACCAGAAGGACGCCCCGUGGUGCUUCACCUUGGAUGAGAACCUCAAGUCAGAGCUCUGCGAUGUCCCGGCCUGCGAUUACAAGGAUUCCAAGGAAAAGAACAAAAUGGAAAUCCUGUACAUCCUGGUGCCAAGUGUCACCAUUCCCCUGGCCAUAGCCUUGCUGUUCUUCUUCAUCUGCAUCUGUCGCAACAACCAGAAAUCCUCGUCCCCUCCGGUGCAGAGGCAGCCCAAGCACGGCCGGGGGCAGAACGUGGAGAUGUCCAUGCUCAACGCCUACAAACCAAAGAGCAAAGCCAAGGAGCUGCCCCUCUCCGCCGUGCGCUUCAUGGAGGAGCUGGGCGAGUGCGCCUUUGGGAAGAUCUACAAGGGCCACCUCUACCUGCCGGGCAUGGACCACGCCCAGCUGGUGGCCAUCAAGACCCUCAAGGACUUCAACAACCCUCAGCAGUGGGCGGAAUUCCAGCAGGAGGCGUCGCUGAUGGCCGAGCUGCACCACCCCAACAUCGUGUGCCUGCUGGGCUGCGUGACGCAGGAGCAGCCCGUGUGCCUGCUCUUCGAGUACACCAACCAGGGCGACCUGCACGAGUUCCUGGUGAUGCGCUCGCCCCACUCGGACGUGGGCUGCAGCAGCGACGAGGACGGCACGGUCAAGUCCAGCCUGGACCACGGGGACUUCCUGCACAUCGCCGUGCAGAUCGCCGCCGGCAUGGAGUACCUGGCCGGGCACUUCUUCGUGCACAAGGACCUGGCCGCCCGCAACAUCCUGAUCGGGGAGCAGCUCCACGUGAAGAUCUCCGACCUGGGGCUCUCCAGGGAGAUCUACUCGGCCGAUUACUACAGGGUGCAGAACAAGUCCCUGCUGCCCAUCCGCUGGAUGCCUCCCGAGGCCAUCAUGUACGGCAAGUUCUCCUCCGACUCCGACAUCUGGUCCUUCGGGGUGGUUUUGUGGGAAAUAUUCAGCUUCGGCCUCCAGCCCUACUACGGGUUCAGCAACCAGGAGGUGAUCGAGAUGAUCCGGAAGCGGCAGCUGCUGCCGUGCUCCGAGGACUGUCCCCCCAGGAUGUACAGCCUGAUGACGGAGUGCUGGCACGACCUGCCCUCGCGCAGGCCGCGCUUCAAGGAGAUCCACGCGCGCCUGCGCUCCUGGGAGGGCCUCUCCAGCCACACCAGCUCCACCACCCCCUCGGGCGGCAACGCCACCACCCAGACCACCUCGCUGAGCGCCAGCCCCGUCAGCAACCUCAGCAACCCGCGGUACCCCAACUACAUGUUCCCGGCGCAGGGCAUCCCGCAGGGGCAGCUGGCGGGGUUCAUGGGGCCGCCGCUGGCGCAGAACCAGCGCUACAUCCCCAUCAACGGCUUCCCCAUCCCGCCGGGCUACGCCGCCUUCCCCGCGCCCCACUUCGCCCCGCCGGCCGCGCCCAGGGUGAUCCAGCACUGCCCCCCGCCCAAGAGCCGCUCGCCCAGCAGCGCCAGCGGCUCCACCAGCACGGGCCACGUCACCAGCCUGCCCUCGUCGGGCUCCAACCAGGAGGCCAACAUCCCCCUGCUGUCCCACAUGGCCAUCCCCAGCCACCCCGCGGGCAUGGGCAUGGCCGUGUUUGGCAGCAAGACUCAGAAACCCUACAAAAUGGACUCCAAGCAGUCCUCCCUGCUGGGGGACUCCAGCGUGCACGGACCCAACGAGUCGGUGAUCUCGGCCGAGUUGUAA
This is a messenger RNA of Melozone crissalis (California towhee), 2823 nucleotides long. It is a transcript of the gene ROR1, whose product is annotated as receptor tyrosine kinase like orphan receptor 1. Lineage: Eukaryota; Metazoa; Chordata; Aves; Passeriformes; Passerellidae. The record is from RefSeq and is a predicted model, not a curated record. Gene Ontology annotation, cellular component: signaling receptor complex. Bases 1 to 2823 code for a protein of 940 amino acids. Gene Ontology annotation, molecular function: ATP binding; protein binding; protein kinase activity. The transcript is spliced from 9 exons. Gene Ontology annotation, biological process: positive regulation of canonical NF-kappaB signal transduction; protein phosphorylation; multicellular organism development.